UCUAUAUAAUAUAGAUGUCAGACGCUUAAUGUUCAACAUUUUACUUUAUUAAUAUUAACCUUCUAAUUAAUCUUUUGCAUUAAGAUAUAAAGCAAUAAUGUCAGAGUACGACAAAGUUCGAACAAAAAAAUUAGUAUUGAAAGGAGAAAAACACAAAUCGAAAAAAAGGAAACGCAAACUACAAGAUCGAAAUGAGCAAAUUGAUAAUAAGACAGACGAAGACACUAUUCGCCACGGUGGUUGGUGGAAAACAUUGUUUAUAACAGAUAUUGUUGGUACAGUUGCUAUUGAAUUUGGUAAUUUGACUUACAUGAAAGCACUUGACAAUGGUUUAUUUACACUUGGAUUGCCUCAUGAUGAAGGUGAUGGCCCUCACCCAGAAGAAAUCUUGACAGCAUUUUCAGUGAACGAGACAAAAAUUGCUCUAAAAUCUGGUUAUGGAAAAUAUAUUGGAGUUGAUAAAAAAGGAAUGGUUGUAGGUAGAAGCGAUGCUGUAGGUGCAAUGGAACAAUGGGAACCAAUAUUUCAAGAUGGAAAAUUAGCAAUUUUAGGAAAUACUGGAUGUUUUAUAUCUGUAAAUGAAGAUGAUGACAUUAUUUGUAAAAAACCAACAGCUGGACCAAAUGAAUAUGUAUGGAUAAGAAGUAUGAUUCAACAAAUUGAUGAUCCUAAUAAAGAUAUACCAACAGAAGAACAGGGAUCCUUAGAAGAGGUUGAAGUUAAUUAUGUACGGAAGUUCCAGAAAUUUCAGGAUAAGAAAUUGAAAAUAAGCAAGGAUAAAAUUUCAGAAUUGAAAAAAGCAAAGGAGGGUGGAAGUUUCCAUGAGGUUUUACUCGAUAGACGUAGUAAGAUGAAAGCUGAUCGAUAUUGUAAAUAACUUAAUUUUGAGGAAAAUGCACAUGUAAAUAUAUUUAAACAAAAGAAAAGACUAUUCAUCGAUUUUGUAAAGUUACUUUUUUUAUUCCAUUAUAUCGAAUGACAGUACCGCUGCAUGCAACAGUUGACUUAUGCAAAGAUUUAUUGCCUCUAGUUCUUGUGCUUUGGAGAGGUCAUUUUUACUUUUUUUUUUUAAAUAUUUUUUCUCUUUAUAAGAAGGAUCCGAGCCCGUAGUUCCGAAAUCUUC
Ceratosolen solmsi marchali is the source of this 1123-nucleotide messenger RNA. It is a transcript of the gene FRG1, whose product is annotated as FSHD region gene 1. Gene Ontology annotation, cellular component: catalytic step 2 spliceosome; striated muscle dense body; nucleolus. Gene Ontology annotation, molecular function: actin filament binding. The record is from RefSeq and is a predicted model, not a curated record. The transcript has 5 exons. Lineage: Eukaryota; Metazoa; Arthropoda; Insecta; Hymenoptera; Agaonidae. Bases 98 to 877 code for a protein of 259 amino acids.